GCAUUUUAAACCACUAGUCUUGUAAGUCUCUUUCUAUGCCACUCGUCAUAUCAUAGUGAGAUAGUGAGUAGUCUGUGCCACUAGUAGUGAACUAGUAGUUGAUAAUCUGUCGUGUCUUAUCGCAGGAUUAAGAUUAUCUUAUCGCGACGCCGCUGACGAACCAUGCAUUUUAUGCAUUCGAUGCGCUAAGUUUAAUAUAUUCUAAAUGUAACAGAGGAAAAAUAGUCAAGUUGGAGAUAAUGUAUUAAACGAUAAUCUUGUAAAUAUUUGCCAUGUUGAGUUCACCGUUUGCAUAGACCCACUUUCCAGUGUUUAAAACUUUUCGAUGUGUGCGAUUCUGAACAUUUUAAUGACGUUGCAAGAGGUUUAAAACCACUGACCGGUCAGGAUAAAAAUCACAUUGAUUAUUUCUUCACAUACAACUAUUAUCAUCAAACUUGAAAUGUGAUAACACAAUUUCGAAGCUCAAAGUGCAUAAAGUGGAGACCUAACCUUAACAGUUUGCAAGUAUUGUGAAAAGUGGGGCUUUUUAGUUCGAAUGUGCCAUUGAAUCCUGAUGUUUAGUCAACGAUUAUUUCUUCAGGAUUUAAUUCCAGGUAUUAGAAAUGUUACGUCUAGAUGCCUAUCAACGAAUAAUGGCAUCAAAACAGAAAAAGUUUUGGUUGUAUCUAAACUAUCCCGAUUCGAAUUUGAAAAGAAAAAGUUUAAAGACCUGACAAACAAUCAGGUAUUAGAUACUUUAAGACAGAGGGGCACCGAUAUAGAAAAAAUGAUCAGAUACCACGACCUACACAAGAAGUUUGAAGAGAACGUAGUGAAUACGUUCGAGAAUUUGGGAGUCAGCGUUAAAGUUGUGAAUAGAUAUUCAUACACACCAGAGGAUGUUGCAAAUGCCGAUGUCGUUAUCCCUACAGGAGGCGAUGGAACAUUUCUCCUAGCAGCAAGUAUGAUAAAUGAUAAUAAAAAGCCGGUCAUAGGAUUGAACUCAGAUCCAAAUAGAUCAGAAGGAUAUUUAUGUUUACCAAAACGAUAUUCUACAAAUGUUAGAGAUGCUGUUGAACGAUUAAAUAAGGGGGACUUUACAUGGCUAAUGAGGAGUCGCAUCAGAACAACGUUAUUGGUAUGUGGAGAACAGAAUUUGGUGCCCAAAUAUUUGCAUGACAGUGAAUUCGACUGUUUCCCUAGACAAACAGACGGAAUUGCAAAAGAAAAAGUAUCAAAAGUUUUGCCAUGUUUAGCGCUAAACGAGGUUUUUGUGGGUGAAACACUCUCGGCUAGAGUAUCCCACUUACAAAUGCGUCUAAAUGGUUCUACUGAGAAUACAAACUUAAAAUGUUCGGGGAUCUGCAUUUCAACCGGUACAGGUUCAACAUCCUGGCACUUAAGCAUUAAUCGAUUGCCUGUUCAGAACGUAGCAGAACUGUUGAGACUUAUUGAUAUUGAUCCUACAGAAGGCAAAGAUAGUUUGGCUACUGUGCUUUCUGAUAUUUACAACAAGAAUUUAAUCUUUAAUGCAGAUGACCGACGCAUGUCGUACACCAUCAGAGAACUAAUCUCAGCAGCAGUGUGGCCAGAUCCGAAAGGUAUCAAGCCAAGAGGAUUUGCCAGGAAAAUUGAAAUUAAAUCGAAUUGCUUUGAAGCAUCAUUGGUAAUCGAUGGAGGCGUGUCUUUCUCAUUUAAUGAUGGCACAACAGCUCUAUUAGAAAUUCGCCCGGAAGAUGCCUUAAGAACAGUUGUUUUUUAAAAUUAAAUUGCUAUAAACUAAGUAUAACUGUUAAAGAUAUUCGAUGAUAGUGGAUAGGUAAUUGACUUAAUAUCAAAUAAUCUUAUUCUUAUUGUAUAUUCAUUAAGGAAGCAAGCUUCAAUUGAGACACUUUUUUAAAAGAUACCUUUUCAAGGUAUUAAAUACCCUGCAGUAUAAGUCUGAUGUGUUUAUCGCUAGUAAAAAUAGCAAUAAUAGCUAAAAGUUUAGUUUUUUUGUGUUAAGUUCGUUUCAAAAAGUGUUUUGUGAAGCAGCAAAAGCGUGAGAGUUUUUAUGUUUUCAAACAUUUAAAUUAAUUUGCAAACGUUUAACCAAACUUGACUAAACAACACUGAAAAUUAAUUCUAAGCAUUUUAAAUCACACAUUCAUUCCCUGUGAUGUAAGUCUUCAUUCUCUGUGAUGCCUUCAGUGACCCUAAAUAUCUAAAUGAGAAUAAUAAUAAAAUGAGUCUAAAUGGUAAUUAACUGAAUAAAAUGCAAUUUACUCAACGGUUAAAUUUAUGUCUUGUCUUUUAUUACUAUUUUUAUGGAUUUGUUUUCCUAUAGUUCUUAUGUCUGCUAUUUCUUUAAAUAAUAUUUUGGUGUUUACUUCAGUAAACAACUGUUGUGCAAUGUAUGUACUAAAUAUUUAGAUGCUUUUUUAUACGUU
Messenger RNA from Dendroctonus ponderosae (mountain pine beetle), 2411 nucleotides. It is a transcript of the gene Nadk2, whose product is annotated as NAD kinase 2, mitochondrial. Gene Ontology annotation, molecular function: NAD+ kinase activity. Lineage: Eukaryota; Metazoa; Arthropoda; Insecta; Coleoptera; Curculionidae. The coding region runs from base 557 to 1744 and encodes 395 amino acids. The transcript has 6 exons. The record is from RefSeq and is a predicted model, not a curated record. Gene Ontology annotation, cellular component: mitochondrion. Gene Ontology annotation, biological process: NADP+ biosynthetic process; NAD+ metabolic process.